Messenger RNA from Apis laboriosa (Himalayan honeybee), 1632 nucleotides. Its product is annotated as carboxypeptidase B-like. The record is from RefSeq and is a predicted model, not a curated record. Gene Ontology annotation, molecular function: zinc ion binding; metallocarboxypeptidase activity. Gene Ontology annotation, biological process: proteolysis. Bases 116 to 1621 code for a protein of 501 amino acids. The transcript has 7 exons. Lineage: Eukaryota; Metazoa; Arthropoda; Insecta; Hymenoptera; Apidae.
CCCACGAUCGAGAAGGAUCGAGGCGAGCUCGUUAAGUCCCGUUACUCCCGAUCGUCGACCGGCUCGAAUAUUAUAAAAGCAGGGACUAUUGUCGAUCCAAGGACAGUUGUUCGCGAUGGAGAGGACCGGUCGAUCACAUAAUGCACGCUUCAUCGCGUUUUCCUUUCUUUUUGUCGUUGCCCUGGUUGCCGAGGCGGCGGCGGUGGUCGAUCGUCAGAAACGAGAAUUCGUGAUCCCCGACUGGAUCGAGAUCGUGGACGAGCCUGCCCCGGAAAACUCGAAGACGAUUCAAAGAGCGGUCAGAGUGAGGGAUGCCAAAGUAACUUACGAUGGUGCUCAAGUUUGGAGGGUGGAAGGGCACAAGGACAUAGUGUCGAACGUCACCAUGGACUUCCAGGAAGCUGGAUUACUGUCAUUAUGGGCCGGCAACGACACAGCAGUAGACGUAAUGAUACGUUCAGAAGAAAUUUCAAGAGUGUCUCGCUACUUGAAAGAAAAAGACUUGAACUAUCGGAUAGUGAUCGAGGAUUUGCAGAAAGCGAUAGACGAGGAAAAUCCAUCGCUUUCCGAGCAAGAGAUGGAGGAACUGCAAGGCCGUAAAGCUCGUUACGCUUGGUGGCAGAGAGUCGCGAUCAGGCCAAGUAAAUAUUCACGUCCUCGUCCUCUUCGUUAUCCUGUAACUAGCGUGCACGGUGUCGGUGGCUCUUGGCAAUUUAGGGGUCAUCGAAUGGAAUGGACCAGUUAUCACCGACUCGAGGACAUUCACGGAUACCUCGAUUACCUGGCUGAUACUUUCCCCGACGUUUGCUCUGUCGUCACCAUCGGUCAUUCCGUCGAAGGAAGACCUCUCAAGGUUAUAAGAAUAAGCAACGGAAAAUCAAAUUCCCCGGCAUUGUGGAUCGACGGAGGUAUUCACGCUCGAGAAUGGAUUUCCCCAGCCUCGGUCACUUACAUUAUCAAUCACUUGGUUGAAAAUAGCGAGACGCUCGAGGCCGAUUAUUAUAUUCUCCCCGUUGUGAAUCCUGAUGGGUACGAGUACACGUUUACGAAAGACCGUUUAUGGAGAAAGAACAGGAAACGUUCGGUGGGCAGUCUGUGCACCGGUGUCGAUCUUAACCGGAACUUCGGCUAUCGAUGGGGUGGCCUGGGAACAAGCAAAGAUCCUUGUCGGGAAAUUUACGCGGGGUCAGGCCCGUUCUCCGAACCGGAAACCAACGCCAUUCGAUAUUUCUUCGAAGCCAGUUCCGCCAAUUUUAAAGCAUAUCUGACGUUCCAUAGUUACGGCCAAUACGUCUUGUACCCUUGGGGCUACGACAAACGGGUGCCGCCUGAUUACGCGGAUCUCGACAGCGUUGGCAAGCAAGUGUCUACGGCGAUGAGGAAGGCGGACGAGGCGAGAAGCGCUUACACGGUUGGAAACAGCGCCACGACGCUGUACGCGGCUUCCGGUGGCUCCGACGACUGGGCGAAGGCCAUCCUGAAGAUGAAAUAUACGUACACGAUCGAAUUAAGGGAUACCGGAAAGUACGGUUUCGUUCUACCAUCUCGUUACAUUAUCCCAACGGCUAAGGAAGCGUUGGCCGCGGUUAUGGUCGUCACGGAAGCUUGCAAGUCUUUGUAAUUCGUUGAAUC